Molecule: messenger RNA, 2510 nt
Organism: Prorocentrum cordatum
Lineage: Eukaryota; Dinophyceae; Prorocentrales; Prorocentraceae
Source: the annotation of a GenBank genome assembly
GUUUGUGUGUAUGCGUUUGUGUGGUUGUGUGCUUGGAGUGAGUUGUGUUUGUGUGCCAGCUCGCCCUCCUCUUCGGCCCACUGGUGCCCUCCGUGUACACACUUCACCCCGCUGCUCAAGAAGUUCGCCGAGACGUUGCAGUCCUAUGGCGAGGCCUCGCUCAAGAUCAUCUUUGUGUCCAGCGACAAGAGCGAGCCAGAGAUGUGGAAGUACAUUUACGAGGCGCACGGGGACUGGCUGGCGCUGGCGUACUCCGCCCAGGAGGCCAAGCAGCGCCUGGAGCGCCAGUUCCAGGUGUCUGGCAUACCUUCGCUCGUCGUCAUCGACCCGCUCGGGCGCCAGGCGGUCCGCGACGCGCGGGGCGAGGUGAUGGCGAGUGCCCAGAAUUCCACGCAGGUGCUCACCACUUACCUCCGCUGGAAGGCCGCGGCCGGCGCCACCGGAGUGCCUGCUGCUCCCGCCGCCGUGGCGCCCGGGGAGCUGCCGGCCGGCCUCCGAGUGAGGAUACGAGGCCUCACUGGCGCCGCAGAGCACAACGGCGUCGAAGGCGUCAUCAAAGGCUACAGCAGGGAGAAGGGCCGCUACGUGGUCGACCUGGAUGACGGUGAUCGCAGCUUGUCGCUGCGCGCCGCCAACCUGCUGCAGUUGCUGCCCCUGCGCGUGCGCGCUGCCGACGAGGGCCACGCCUGCAACGGCGGCGACGCGGGCGGGGAGGGCGCCGGCGCUGGCGGCGCGUGGACGGAGGGGGUGAUCGAGGACUUCGACGACGAGGCGGGGGAGAUCGUCUUCACCGCGGGGGGGAACGGCGAGAGACGGCGAGGGGCGCCCGCCCGGUCCGCACUCGCCGUCGGCAGAGCACCGCGGGGCGCCGACGGCCUGCAGCCAGUACGCUGCCUCCCCGACCUGGCCCGCAAGAAGCUCUCGGCCCGCACGGUGGCCUCCAGCGACCACUGUUUUUUGCCGCCGCUCGAGCGGCAGCGGGCGCGCCUCGCUCUGCGCGGCCCCAGCGGGCCGCCGCCAGCGGGCGCCCACUGCCGCCGGCCGCGCGCCGGCCGGCGCGCGCCCGCGCGGCAUGCCGCGGUCGCCCUCGCGGGAGCGCGCGCGGCGGUCGAGAUCGGCCGGGGCCCCGUGCGAGCGCGCGCGGCGGUCGAGGGCCCCGUGGCGGCCGGGGGGUCUGCUCAGACGCAGCGCUCCGCGCAGUCAGUGCCCGGACAGGCUGGGACCCCACGAGGCUGCGCGCUCGAGCACGGCGCGCGCACCCGGGGUGGCUGCCCUGCCGCGGAGGGGACACUUCGACCGCUCGACCAGCGGAGGCUCACUGUCGGCUACUCGGUCGCCGCGCCGCCUUUCUUCUUCCUAGAGAUCGCCGCGGUAUUGUGGGAAAUCCCUUCGUCCGCCGAGCCCCGCUCGAGCGCGUCCGGACCGGCCAGCGCGGCCGGGUGCCUCCGCGCCCGUGCCGGCAGCUCCGUGGCGGGGCUGCGGGGCGGCGGCGCAGCCCGUGUCUCCCGCCGCGGCGGAUGCUGGCCGGGCAGCCGUUUUGUCGGCCGGGCCUCGCUCGGAAGCGCCCGGGGUGGGCGCGGCAGCCCCAAGCGCGGCAGCCCCAAGCGGGCCCAGGUCGUCCGCAGCAGCAGCAGCCCCAAGCGCCCCGCCAAGCGCGGCAGCCCCAAGCGGGUCACGGCCGCCCGCAGCAGCAGCAGCCCCAAGCGGCCUGCCCCCAGGCGAUCCCGCGAGCGCGAGGCGAAGCGCGAGGCGCCGGCCGACAGAGCCGCCAGGCUGCGCGCCGAGCUCGCCGCGGAGCGCCGCGACAAGGACAGGGGCCGCAAGGACGCGGACAGGGACAGGGACGCGGAGAAGCGCCGGGAAAGGGAGAAGAAGGAGAGGGUGAAAGAGAAGAGCCGCGAGAGGGAGAAGAGUCAGGAGAAGUCACCUCCGCCACCGCCGAGGGACGAAAAGGAGGAGUUAGCCAAGAGGGAACGGCAGAAAGCGCUGGAGGACAUGUUAGUGGAGGAGGAGGUGGCCCGGCGUUGCGACGCCGAGCUGCAGCGGCGCUUUGAGCAGACGAUCGCCAGCGAGGCGUUCAAGCAGAUGGUCAGGGAGAAGGUGGAGCAGAGAAAGGAGCAGCUCGAGAAAGUGAUGCUCGAAGAGGCGGAGGAAAAGAAGCGGGAAAUCGAAGAGGCGGACCGAGCUAGAAAGGAGGCCCAGGCGGCCGAGGAGAGAAGGCUGGAGGAGGACAGGAAGAAGGAGCAGGACAAGCUCCGGGAGAUAGAAAUGAAGGGCGCCGAAGAGCGGGCGGCGAAGGAGGCAGCUCGACUCCAGGAGCUCGAGAGGAAGCAGCAGGAGGAGCGGGCUAGGCAGCGGCUCCGCGAGGAGGAGGAGAAGAAGAAGAGGGAGGAGAAGGCGAAGAUGCUGAACGUCGGCGGGGGGCAGCGCAAGUCCGUGGGCUUCAGCAUGAAGAAGAGCGUGCUGUGACCCCUCUGCGCGCGCCUCCGCGCGCCUGCGCGCCCGCGGCG